This is a messenger RNA of Tyto alba (common barn owl), 1557 nucleotides long. It is a transcript of the gene PAK1IP1, whose product is annotated as PAK1 interacting protein 1. NCBI's taxonomy places the organism in Eukaryota, Metazoa, Chordata, Aves, Strigiformes, Tytonidae. Gene Ontology annotation, molecular function: protein binding. The record is from RefSeq and is a predicted model, not a curated record. Bases 86 to 1192 code for a protein of 368 amino acids. The transcript is spliced from 10 exons.
GGAGGCCGCGGGCUCUCCCCUGAGGGAAGCUCGGCGCAGGCAGCGCGGCGGGCGGUCGGGAGAGCGGCAGGGCCCCCGAGCGCGGAUGGAGCUGGUAGCGGGCUGCUACGAGCAGAUCCUGCUCGGGUUCGCCGCGCGGCCCUCUGAGUCCUGGACGGUUGUCCCUGAUUUUACACAUCAUGCCCACUCUGCCUCAUUGUCAGCAGUAGCAGUGAGCAGCAGAUACGUGGUCACUGGGAGCAGAGAUGAGACCAUCCAAAUCUAUGACAUGAAAAAGAAGAUAGAACAUGGGGCACUGCUGCAGCACAAUGGUACAAUAACUUGUUUGGAGUUCUAUGGUACUGCACAUCUACUGAGUGGGGCUGAAGAUGGACUAAUUUGUAUCUGGAACACAAAGAGAUGGGAAUGCCUGAAAUCUAUUAAGGCACAUAAGGGGCAUGUGACAUCUCUUUCUAUUCAUCCUUCUGGGAAAUUAGCCUUGUCAGUAGGAACAGAUAAAACAUUAAGGACCUGGAAUCUUGUAGAAGGACGAUCAGUCUUUAUCAAAAACCUGAAGCAAAAUGCCCACAUAAUUAAAUGGUCACCUGAUGGAGAGACGUAUGUGACCGUGAUAACAAAUAAAGUGGAUAUCUACAAGCUUGACACAGCUUCAAUCACUGGCACUAUCAUAACAGAGAAGAGAAUUUCUUCACUUAGAUUUAUUACAGAUUCUGUCCUUGCCAUAGCUGGAGAUGAUGAAAUUAUAAGGUUAUACAGCUGUGACUCUCAAAAAUGCCUGUGUGAAUUUAAAGCUCAUGAAAACAGAAUAAAAGAUAUCUAUAGUUUUGAAAGAGAAGGACAACAUGUUAUUGUUACUGCAUCCAGUGAUGGUUAUAUUAAAAUGUGGAAUCUGGAUCUUAAUAAGAUUGAAGAUGUGCCGUCUUUACUGUGUGAAGUCAGUACCAAAGCUAGGCUGACAUGUCUUGCAGUAUGGCUUGACCAAGCUUCAGAAAUGAAAGAAAAUUCUGAUAAAGCUGCGACAUCAUCUAAAGCAAAUGAAGAUGUAAAAUCAUCAUUAGUCAUGAAAAAAAAGGUUUCUUGGACCGAUAAAAGUGAUAAAACAACAGAAAGAAAGAGGAAAAUUACUUCAGAGAAACAAAAAUUGGAAGCUCCGCUGCAAAUAAAGAAAAAGAAACGGCAUAGUUCAGCAUGAAGGCAGCUGCUUUCUCUCCUGAAUAAAAAGUAAAUGCUGGUGUUGCUGUUGGCUUUUAUAAGGAUGUAAACCUCUGACAGGACAUAUACCUCUGAACUGACCUGUUGUUUAAAAGUAAUUAAUGUUUUUACCCUAAUAAAAUGACUGAUCAUUAUGAGAAGUAGCAAAAAAGAUGGCAACUUUUUCUAAGAGACGGAGGCAAAAAUAAAUUCAUAAUAUGUAAUGUUUAUAUUUUUCUAUUAACAAUAGCAUACACUUCUUAACUAACUCUGAAAAAGACAGCUAGGGUUAUAAAAAUAGCUUCAUCUGUCUCAGUUACACUUUUGUCUCACUUAAAUGCACAUUAAAAAUAUGUACACUUUUUC